AUGGAGUUCCCUAACCCAGCUCUCAUUGGUGGUGCAGCCGACAUCCCUGUUAACUCUGCCACUCCCAUCUUCGCCUUUUCUCCCGUCACUCUUCCCGCCAAAGACCGCAGAGUCGAUCUGGAUAUCAAAGUCACAGCUCCCGCUACCGGCGAAAAUCUUCCCAUAAUUCUUCUCUCCCAUGGCCAUGGUCCCAGCAAUUACCUUUCCUCCCUCAAGGCUUACGGACCUCUCGUCGACUGGUGGGCAAGCCAUGGUUUUGUCGUCAUUCAGCCUACACACUUGAGCUCUCGACAACUUGCUUUUGAGCUUAAUUCUGAGAGUAUCAGAGAACUCUUUAUGGACGAGCGUGUCAAGGACAUGGUUCGAAUUCUUGACAGUCUCGACACUAUUGAGGAGACUGUCCCUCUUCUCAAAGGCCGACUUGAUAGGUCAAAGAUUGCUAUUGCUGGUCACUCUCUUGGAUCAUUGACUGCUAGUAUUCUUAUGGGCGCAAUCAACACUGAUCCUCGGGAUGGUACCAAGCAACAAACAGCCGACAAGCGCAUCAAGGCCGGCGUUGUCUUCGGCGCUGUUGGUAGCGGCGGUGAUGACCUAUCUGAAUCUGGACACAACAUGCUCUCCUUCUUUGACCCCAAGUUUGAUACCAUGACCGCCCCCUCCCUCGUCGUCUGGGGUGACCAAGACAUUAGCCCUCACCUGACCAGCAGGGGAGCCGAUUGGCACCAGGACCCUUACCUGCUGUCCCCAAGCCCCAAGGCGUCGUUCAAGAUCACAGGAGGAAAGCAUGGCUUUGGCGGUAUCAGCGGCUGGGAUGCUCUGGAGUGUCAGGACGAGAGUCCUGAAAGGCUGGCGGCUGUUCAGCGGGUGAGUUGGGCUUAUCUGAGAAGCCAGUUGUACCCAGAGGAUGAUUCGUGGAAGAAGGCUCAGAAGGUUAUUGGGGAGCAUGCGGGAAUUGGAAGUAUUGAAGAGAAGUAA
Molecule: messenger RNA, 975 nt
Organism: Fusarium sp. VM40
Lineage: Eukaryota; Fungi; Ascomycota; Sordariomycetes; Hypocreales; Nectriaceae
Source: the annotation of a GenBank genome assembly